Molecule: messenger RNA, 2093 nt
Organism: Phyllopteryx taeniolatus (common seadragon)
Lineage: Eukaryota; Metazoa; Chordata; Actinopteri; Syngnathiformes; Syngnathidae
Gene: arhgef3l
Product: Rho guanine nucleotide exchange factor (GEF) 3, like
Exons: 13
Coding region: 302-1894 (530 amino acids)
Biological process (GO): intracellular signal transduction; positive regulation of Rho protein signal transduction
Molecular function (GO): guanyl-nucleotide exchange factor activity
Source: RefSeq, a predicted model, not a curated record
AAUUCAGUCAUCCAUUUGUCAGAUUCAAGUAAUGUGUGUCAGAUUUGUUUUUUUUUGUUUUUUUUGUUUUUUUUAAAGCUACCCGACAAGAGCGGAUACAUUGUGAAGUACGACUCAAAAGGAUGUGGUUGACUGUGAGAUAACGAAGCAAAUUAGGUGGAAGGAGUUGCGCUGCUCUCUGCACAACUGCACAGCGGAACUUUAUAACUAAAACAAGUGGGCUUGUCUGGUUUUUAACAUUCUUUUGGGGAGCGGGGGGGGGGGGUGUGAUGGAUUUGUGACAAGGAUUUGAUGACAGAAGAUGGAAGUGGAAGAGAGCUUUGAGAUGAGGACAUCCUGGUCACAAAGAGCAGGAGAAACGCAGUCCACCACAGCCUGUGACCAUGCCGGAAAGAAGAGAAAACAAGACUCGACACCUGAACCUGUGAUCAGAAUCACAGAGGAUGACGAGCGGGAGGAGGAGGAGGAAGAGCAAGAGGAGGAUGAAGAAAUGUUGCCCCAGCACAUGAAUGACGCAGAGGAGCCCAGCAACAAACGGGUCAAACCAGUGGUCAAAUCAAACAGCCUAACAGGGGUCAUCACCCCGGCGAAGACCCCUGCUCUCAAACGCAUCGGACAGUCCAUUUCGCGCUCCAUCAGUUUUCGAACAGAGGCUCGGCCUUUGCCCGCGCCGCCCCUGCGCUCGCGCGCAAAGGUCACCUCGUUUCCACGGAGGCGCAACAGCCAGUGCUGGAGCGACACGGUGGAGAGUCACAACCUCACUGCCAGGGAGAUCAAACGUCAAGAGGUCAUCUAUGAGCUGACUGAGGGGGAGCGACAACUCAUCGAGGACCUCAGUCUUGUUAAGAAGGUGUACUUUGAGCCCAUGCUGAAGCUGGACAUCAUGUCCGAGAGUGAACUCCGGCAGAUUUUUGGCACUCUGGACUCCCUCAUUCCUCUCCAUGAAGAUCUGCUAAGCCGUCUUGAGCGUCUGAGGGGGUCGAAGAAAACUGUGGGCGAGGUGGCUCCCACUCUCAUGAAUUGGUUUCCUUGCCUGGAAGCCUAUGUCACAUACUGCUGCAACCAGGUGGAGGCCAAAGCGCUACUGGACCACAAGAAGCACGAGAAGCGAGUGGAGCAGUUCUUGCGCCUGUGCCAGGAGUCGUCGUUUAGCAGGAAACUGGGCCUCUGGAACUUUCUGGAUCUCCCUCGAAGCCGUUUGGUGAAAUAUCCUCUUUUGCUGAAAGAGAUUCAGAAGUGCACACCUGCUGAGCAUCCCGAUGAGUUUACAUUGCCUGAUGCAUUGCAAGUGAUCCAGAGCAUUGUGGCGGAGGUGAACAAAAAGACGGGUGAAGCUGAGUGUCAGUUCUACCGGCGGGGGCUCACCUACCUCGAAGAUAGCCAGAGACUUCCCGAGAUCCAGCAGUCACGCUUCCUCUACUGCCACGGGGAGCUCAAGAACAAUAAGGGCCAGCGUCUGCGUGUGUUCCUGUUUGAGCUGGCUCUGGUGCUGACCAGACCGGGAGAAGACCGGGAAGGAAGCCACGUCUUCCAAGUCUACAGGCAACCUCUUCCCAACGCCUCCUUAAACCUGGAGGUGAUCCCAGAUGGGGAAGCGGGCGGCGGGGGUUCCUUCAGAGGAGCUUUCACGGGGGGCAAUGACAAAGUGAAAAACUGUUUUCGCGUGAGCAGCAGGGGGCGCUCCAAGGCCCACUCCUACAGCCUGCAGGCCAACGACUCCUUCAGCAAGCAACAGUGGGUCACAUGUCUACGCCAGGCCGUGGUCCAGUCUCGAGACAGGAAGGCCCAGAGCAGACAGUCGGUGGCGCCUCUGCACUCUGACCCUGCUCUGUGUCACAUCGCCGACCUCAGCCUCAGCUGCGACGCCGACAUGGCCGACGUCACCGGCCUCUGAGCCGUUGCGCAGGCGGCCUCUUGCGUGUCUCUUGACUUGUGCAAUGGGCUUUUUGUUCCCUUUUGGAUGACCCACCCCCCACCCCUCCCGCCCACGGAAUGGCUUUACCUUGUACAGCUGUGGAACCAGCUUACUGAAUGUACAUUUACCGUGUGUGAAUCUUUUUUUAAUUAAUAAACGCAAAAGUUUGUUCAUGAAA